Mercenaria mercenaria is the source of this 4054-nucleotide messenger RNA. RefSeq lists its product as uncharacterized. Bases 59 to 4054 code for a protein of 1331 amino acids. NCBI's taxonomy places the organism in Eukaryota, Metazoa, Mollusca, Bivalvia, Venerida, Veneridae. The transcript has 7 exons. The record is from RefSeq and is a predicted model, not a curated record.
UUGAAAGCAUGAACAACAUUGACUGAAGUCUGUAGAAACAAACAUAUUCUGGUAAACAAUGACAAACACCGAUAAGAUAAAAAAUAAGCCGUACAGGAACUGGGUGAGAGGAGCCCUUGGCUUGUUCUAUCUUCACAAAGGUCUCUAUCGCUUCACUGACCGUGUUGUUAAAGCGGAACAUGCGAGAAUCAUUCAACAUCUGACGCCAUGCACAGGUUGUGCUAUAGAAAACAUUCUCCCAGUACAUGCCGCAAGUGGAAAAGGCUGUAUUCAGAAGAAUAAAGGAAAGUGUAACUGUAGAAAGAGGACAAACAGAAACUGCCCCACGUGUAGCCAGAUCUAUGACGAUAUAGUACAUCAGCACCGUUUUAAGGAGCCGCAUUGGGUGACUGAUUGUUCUACUUGGUACAGUGACCAUUGGCAGUUUGCAAAAUGUUUCUUGACAACCACAAUCAAGGGAUCGAACAAUACUGCUGCCGACACGGAUGUUUCUGGGUUACUCAGCAUUAUCAUUAAUGGCGAGUUCUUCCAGUCAGAACUUCACUGCAGUAUUGAUCCAUAUACUGGUACUGAUAUUUUUAGUCAGGUACGAGAGAUAAGGAAUGAAAUUCUACACAAUUCUGAACAAGACUUGAUGGAUCAAGAUUUAACCAGAUAUCUACAAUCAAUGAUAGCAGUAUUAGAAGACAAGAAAGUACUCAGCACUGAUCCAGUAGCUCAAGCAGCAGCAAAGAAGUUAAAAGAGCUUCUCAAAGAUGAAUUAGUCAUAACAAUAAGUGAAGAAGCUAAUUUAAUUCAAACUGCGCUAGAGGCCAUCAAGGCAGCUAAAGAACAGUCUGAAGAGAGUAUAAGGAAGCUAGCAGAAGAGAAACGGAAUACCAUCAAGGCGUCGGAAGAAGGUAUUAGAGAACUAGCAGAGGAGACUCGUAGUUCUUUACGGAAGCAGACAUCGGACUUGACUUCAGAAAUAGACAGUGCAAAGGAACGGGCAAUGGAAAAGGUGACAUCUGCAGUGUCUGCAGCAAAACCGGAUCUAAAUGAACUUAAACAUGGACUUGCAGACCAUGAAAAUAGAUUAAGAGCAGUUGAAGCAGAACAAAAAAAUUUGCAAAGGAAACAGCUUGAAUUGGAACAACAUGUUGCCAAACUGAAAAUAGCUGAAGAAAAGCAUCAUACGAGGAUUGAAUACCUAAAACAAAAACAAGAUCUCCAACAACACCUGGUGGAUGAAUAUCAGAAGGAAGAUGUAAAGACAUCGAUUUCUCCUCUAAAGACGGAACAAAAUAACGUCAACAUCAGUGAUGUUUAUGCAUCACCUAGAAUGGUUGUCGGAGAAAACGACAAGGACGGAAACACAACUGAAGCUGGAGAAAUCAGGGCAACAAAUAACAAACAUAUAGAAAUAGGCGACUUAUUUGGCACAGUCGGAAAAAGAAAUAGGAAAAUUUUUAUCGUAGGAGACGUGGGAACUGGAAAAAGUUCCCUUUGUAAAAUGAUGAUGCAACACUGGUGCAGCUCCAUUAAAGAAAGAAGAAACACUGACGAUUCAGUCGUUAUGGACGAGGAGGGCGUGACACAAGAAAAAGACAACGACACGUACGGUAUGAAUCAGUUUGAUUUCUUAUUUUAUGUACCUUUACGCGAAAUGCAGGAAGAUACUGAUGACAUUGUAAAUAUGAUAAAAGGUCGGUUAAAAAUGUAUAAGACUCUAGUUGACGAUAUAUUCACAAACGAUUUGGAGCGUGUUCUCAUUAUUGCAGAUGGUUUAGACGAGUUGACACCGUCUAAUUCACGGAGACCACAAUGGAUACCGAAAUCUUCACAGGCAGGUGAAUCUACAAUACUUACAACAUCUCGGCCAUCAUCUCGCGGUAUCUUAAAAAUGAAGUCCUCAGACUGCGAUUUGAAAGUAAUUCUCUUGGGUUUAAAGGAUGGAAACUCUGUCCAAUAUAUGAUAAAAAAAUACAUGAACUUAAUGGAUAAAAAGUCAGAUUACGCAGCCUUUAAUGACGCACUUUCAGAUUUACCAUUCAAAGAUAUUGAGAAUGCACCCAUGUUGCUGCAGCAGAUAAUCUGGCUGUAUUGCAAUAAUUAUGAUAUAGGUAAAUCUAGAACUUCUGUUUACAUACACAUUGUCAAUGCUAUACUUGGGUGGGAAUAUGAAAGACAUGGGGAUUAUCCGAAACUGCAAAGUAGUAGUUUUAAACAUCUUUCACUUCCAACGUCAGUUGCUGAUUACCCUAGAUGUCAGGAAAAUCCAGAAAUGCUACUUAUUUUAGGUAAAAUAGCACACGACGUAUACAUAAAGGGUAAUGACUCAUCAUUUGUGUUCGGUCAGCACAAAUUGCGGCCGUUGGGUAUAUCAGCUACGGAUAUUGAUGCAAUUUUAAAGACUGGUAUUCUAACUGAAUUCAACUGUGCCGACCCGACAUACGAGAAGUCACAACUUUCAUUUAUUCAUACAUCUUACAUGGAGUUUUUUGCUGCUUUAUACAUUUGUAGCUGUUACCUAUCGGGAAUUUCUGAUUCCCAUUCCUCGGUUACUCCACUUACUAUACUCGAGGGUCUCAUUGCAGUAUCUCCAGAAACUUCUGUGACCGAAAUACUGCGAUUAGAAAAUGUACUUACAAUGAUAUGUGGACUGGUUCCAGGUCUUGUAGAAAAUAUUUGUGAAUGCAUAUAUAAGUUGACACCAAGCGAUGAGAACAUGGACCGUUGGGUAAAAUGUCAGAUACAUGAUUUGACUUCAUAUUGUUUAUCAGAACAUUAUUCCGUCGAUCAAGAAACCGCGGUUAAGUGUAAACUACGUCAUUUAUAUCAUAACAUUAUUUCUCCAGGAAUGUUAUCUAAGCGUUUUUCUGAUUUAGUUCCUACUAGUGUCGAAACAUGUUAUAUAGACAUGAGUUCUAGUAUGCUAUCAUAUGAGGAGUGUUUGUCGUUAACAUCAUUCUUGUCACAAACAGUGUCAUUACGAACUCUUAUAAUGAAAAGCAUCAGAUGUCGUGAGUACGGAUGGGAUUAUACUAUUGAUAUAACUAAUCAUAAAGAACUGCAGAGUGUAAAGUUAUCAGACAGUAAAAUAUCGGUUUCCGGUAUAGACCAUACUUGUCUCAAGUCCUUUAAAAUGUCAGACUGUGAGUUGUCGCCCGAGCAAUGUUCACUGUUAUCAUUAUACUUGUCACAAACAGUGUCACUACGAACUCUUGAAAUACAUCACAUGGACACAUCAUAUCCUAAGUUUCAAUUGCAGUGUCUUACUAUUUAUUUGACUCAUCAUAAAGAAUUGCAGAGUGUAGAAUUAUCAGGCAAUGCAAUAUCUGUUUCCGGUAUAAACCCUACUUGUCUUCAGUCCUGUAAAAUCUCAUACUGUGAGUUUUCGCAUUUGCAAUGUUCACUGUUAUCAUCGUGCUUGUCACAAGCAGUGUCAUUACGAACUCUUGAAAUAGAUUGCAUCACAUGUCCUAAGGACGAAUGUGAGGGUCAUACUAUUGAUUUGACUAAUCAUAAAGAAUUGCAGAGUGCAGAGUUAUCAGGCAGUAAAAUAUCAGUUUCCGGUAUAAACCAUACUUGUCUUCAGUCCUGUAAAAUCUCAAACAUUGAGUUGUCGCACGAGCAAUGUUCACUGUUAUUAUCAUGCUUGUCAAAAGCAGUGUUAUUACGAACUCUUGAAGUAGAUCGCAUCAAAUGUUCUAAGGACGAAUGUGAGAGUCAUGCUAUUGAUUUGACUAAUCAUAGACAAUUGCAGAAUAUAAAGAUAUCAGACAGUAAAACAUCAGUUUCCGGUAUAAAGAAUACGGUUCUUGAAUCAUGUAUACUCUCUAACUCAGUAGCAGCAACAUCAUACGUAAAACCAAAUGUAAAAGUAACAGCAAUAUCAGUAGCAGAGGUAGCUGCAGCAGUAGAGGCAGGGAGAAAUUUCAUUAACAGCCUCAAGCAGAGAACAGUUGCUGCAGUAGUAGAUGCAGCAAUAGCGGAAGAAAAACGUAGUAGCUGUCGUAGCAGUAGUACAAACUUAACAUUCGCAGUAGCAGACGAAGAUGCAGCAGCAGCAUAA